This is a messenger RNA of Spea bombifrons (plains spadefoot toad), 2373 nucleotides long. It is a transcript of the gene AMIGO3, whose product is annotated as adhesion molecule with Ig like domain 3. Gene Ontology annotation, molecular function: protein binding. NCBI's taxonomy places the organism in Eukaryota, Metazoa, Chordata, Amphibia, Anura, Pelobatidae. The record is from RefSeq and is a predicted model, not a curated record. The coding region runs from base 694 to 2154 and encodes 486 amino acids. The transcript has a single exon. Gene Ontology annotation, biological process: brain development.
ACAGUUUUGGAUAUUUUGGAUCAGACAGCUUGUUUAACCGUGGAAACGCAACCUAAAGCCGAAGCUACUUCCCCAGUUCAUGUCUCAUGGUUCUAUUCCCACGCUUGGCUUUGGGAUAUUCAGAGAAGGGCCCUUGCCCUUUUCAGUUUCUAUAAGAGGAAAACAGUAGCAAGAAAUAGUAGCUGAGAACAGUCAGGGAGGGACUAUCCUUUACAACUGAGCACUCCUCUACUCCAACGCAACCAAUAGACAUACGAAGAGAAAGGAACAGGCAUUCUCACGGAGAGGGAGGGAGACGGCUGGAUCCAGCGCAGUCAGCCUCAAUCCGAUGAAACAGACUCCAGCACUGAUUCAACUCUGCAUUCAACAAGGAUUCUAACGAAUUCUGAGGUUAUGUGAACAGAAUGAAUGUAUCUGUACCUUCCUUUCUGCUAAUGAAUCACUGAUUUCAAGGAAAUGCUUCAGAUCUCUGAAGCCUACAGGAAUACAGAAGUGUCUGACGUCUACACCUUUGAUACACAGCUUACAGGUACCACCAUAAGGCAUUGCAUGCGGUGCUUAACCAUCUACUGGAUGACGGACUCGCAAGCUCUUAGGAUUUGAUUACCGAAUCAGCGGAUGCAACAUAUACAUCUACUUGGGUUAAGCUAAUGCUAUUUUGCACACCUCGCUAAGUGAUAAACUCUUCACAUCAUGUUAGCCUGUCUCUUGCAAAGUGAAUGGAAUGAGAAAAUGCUAUUACUCUUCAUCAUGGGACUGGCUGCUGAAGGCUCUGUGGGAUGCCCUAAAUCUUGUAUUUGUGCGUCUGACCUUCUUAGUUGCGUGAGAAAGGAUCUUAAACAAGUGCCACCAAAUCUGCCUGCCGCCUCUGUAAGCCUGGACCUCAGCCACAACGGUAUCAGCCAGCUACACAAUAACUGGCUCUUUGGACUUCCGCGCAUACACAUCCUACGGCUCAGUCAUAACCACAUCAGAUGGCUUCCUUCUCGUGCUUUCCACAACGCUACCACGCUACAACAUCUAGAUCUGUCUUUCAAUUAUUUGCAGGGGAUUCAGGAAGAACUGUUCGAGCACCUUAACAAUCUUGAGGAACUACUUCUGUACAAAAACAGCAUUACCCGUGUAGAUUAUGGUGCCUUCAUCCACUUGAGCAACAUUCAAAAAAUCUACCUAAGCUGGAACAAUCUGACAAAUUUUUCAUUCAAUGCCAUGCAAAACUUCACCAACCCUAACCUCCGCACUCUGGAUCUCUCAUCCAACCAGUUUCUGAAACUCCCUGUGGAAGAAGUGUCCUCUCUACCAGCAUUUAUCAAAAAUGGUCUAUACUUGCACAACAACCCACUAACCUGUCACUGCUCCCUCUUUGCCCUCUUUAUCCAUUGGGAUCACCGUGGCUUUUCAUCAGUGGUUGACUUCUAUAAACAACACACUUGCCGCUAUAUGGGGCGCCCCAAUGUUGUAGUGCAAAUCCUUCAAGCCCAGAAAGGGUUGGACAAUUGUUCAGUGGAAAGGUUGUACAGGUUACCUGAAGCUGGUCUGAGGGUUCUUGUUGGGAAGCAUGUCAUGAUAACAUGCAAUACGAGCUUGCCCCUGGACAACACCACAUACAUGUGGAUUACACCAACGUAUGAUUUCAUUAUGCCCCCUGGGAACAGCAAUCAAAGUUUACGAAUCCACCAAAACGGUAGCUUGGAAAUCAGCAAGGCACAAACGUGGAACUCUGGAAUUUACGUGUGUAUUGCAGUAAAUAGGAGGCUUAGCUAUAAUUCCACUCACGAGGUCAAUGUCUCUGUGCAUUACCCCAAACAUGAUGCCGAGUCUUUUAACACUGGUAUAACAACUCUUCUGGGCUGCGUGGUCAGCCUAGUAUUGGUCUUCAUUUAUCUCUACAUGACUCCCUGCCGUUGCUUCCCCUGCUGCAUCAAGCCGCCGCAGCCCCCUAGCCCCCCACAUGAAAGCAGUGGCCAGUCUACCUUAUGUGGAACCCCACCAGCCACAGAGGUACCCAACAACCGUAAGGCCAGCCGACAUGUGGUCUUCUUGGAACCAAUCAAAGAGAGGAGAUGGGAAAAGAAAGCAAAGGUUCUACAGCUCAAGAUAGACUCGGACUCCUCCAGCUCUGUGUUUUCAGACAGCCCCAUUGUGUAUACAUAAACUAAUGAACGGAUUGUAUUAAAACCUUACUAGGAUUUUUUGAUAUCUUCGUUAUUUUGCCUGUACAUAUUUACUGACUUCGGAGGAAUGUUAUUCGCAUGGAGCAUGCCUGCAGAAGCAACAUACCUACGCCACUUAAAUGUUGACAUGUUUAUUAUUAAAAGCCCACUUGUACUUUAUACUAAAUUGGGUUAAUAGAUAAUUGUGGAAUUCCGGAAU